Messenger RNA from Arachis stenosperma, 3729 nucleotides. Its product is annotated as E3 ubiquitin ligase PQT3-like. Gene Ontology annotation, molecular function: nucleic acid binding; ubiquitin protein ligase activity; zinc ion binding. NCBI's taxonomy places the organism in Eukaryota, Viridiplantae, Streptophyta, Magnoliopsida, Fabales, Fabaceae. Bases 1021 to 3516 code for a protein of 831 amino acids. The record is from RefSeq and is a predicted model, not a curated record. The transcript is spliced from 15 exons. Gene Ontology annotation, cellular component: nucleus. Gene Ontology annotation, biological process: protein ubiquitination; ubiquitin-dependent protein catabolic process; mRNA processing.
CCAUGCUAGAGCGGAUAGACGGAAAGAGCGUACUAUAUACUAUAAUAAUAAAACAAUUUUCUCUAACCUCAAAAUCAAGCCACGCGAUUUCUCGGCCUUUGUCUCAGAAAUCCCCAAAAUUUCCAUCCCAAAUUGCUUUUCUUUCAUCUCCUUGCAUUCUUUCUACACUUGAUUAUGCCCUUCUCUUUCCACACCCCAAAGCCAAACCUUUCCCAACCCUAACCCUAAUUAAUCAUUCUCUCCUUCCCCUUUUCCAAGCUGUUCCAAUCUCUCUAACCACUGAUUUUUCUCCUUCAAUCCUCCACCAUCGAUCUCCGAUUCCAGCUCUGCAACCGCACGCGAAGUUGUUCGUGAUUCUCUUAUUCGAGAGUUUCGAUCGCAGAGGCUCGUCCAAAUCCGAGUUAGCAGUUUCGCCUCCUUCACGUUCUUCCCCGAGUUGGGUCGGUUGUCGAAGCGCGACCGUUGGAAAUUGUUGCUGUUCUUCCUGCUAUCGAUUCGACGAUUGCAUCGCUCAGCUCCUAACUGUCGCUGUGCCGGUGCUACGGUGGUUUCUGUUUCCAUAGAGGGCUUCGACGGAGAUUCUUCUCUUGGAUCGGUCGUAUUUGGAAUACUCUGAUUUGUGAUGGUUUUCAUUGAGAGCAGCUGCAACGGAAUCUGAAUUAGCGGAGGUUCUGAAUGCGUAACGGAAUUUUGUGAAGAAGUUCAAGAUUCCGCGUUGAUUUUUGCUGGCAGAAGAGAAUUCUAGUAGUGUUCGUGCUCUCGGCCUCGGCCUCGGCCUCGGCCUUGUGGGUUUGAUUUGAUCGAUCUUAACCCUAGUAAUUUGCAAGUGGAGGACAAAAACAGAGAAAAGAAGAAAAAAGAAAUAGAGCUUUGGAUAUAGUAUUGUACUGUGUUUUGUUUUGAUUUCUUUAAUAUCAAGGGCCAUUCUAGUUUUGGAAUUUCAUAGGCCCUUUUAAUUCAUCGUUUAUUUUUGUUAUCAUUGAUCUUAAUUUUUUUUAAAAUAGAAAGAAUAAAUAUACCAUGGCGGUGUAUUAUAAAUUUAAGAGUGCAAGAGAUUAUGAUUCAAUUCCCAUGGACGGUCCUUUCAUCUCUGUUGGUACAUUGAAAGAAAAAAUAUUUGAAUCCAAGCAUUUAGGCAGGGGUACUGAUUUUGAUCUCGUGGUAACCAACGCCCAGACCAAUGAAGAAUAUCUUGAUGAAGCAAUGCUGAUUCCUAAAAAUACCUCAGUGUUAAUUCGUCGGGUUCCUGGUCGGCCACGUUUACCAAUUGUUACUGAACUAGAGCAAAAAAAGGUGGAAAAUACGGCUACGGAAGCCGAACCAGAAAACAGCAGCUUACCAGCUGAAGAUGCAUCUGCUGUAAAAUAUCCAGAAGAUUCAGAUUGGGAUGAAUUUGGAAAUGAUUUGUAUGCAAUUCCUGAUGUACCACCCAUUCAAUCAAGCAACUUAAUUCCUGAAGCUCCUCCAACCAACAAAGCUGAUGAAGAAAGUAAGAUAAAGGCUUUGAUUGAUACUCCUGCCUUGGAUUGGCAACGUCAAGGAUCGGACUUUGGUGCUGGUAGAGGUUUUGGAAGAGGUAUGGGUGGACGGAUGGGGGGUGGUCGUGGUUUUGGGCUGGAGCGGAAAACACCUCCCCAAGGCUAUGUAUGUCACAGGUGCAAGGUUCCUGGCCAUUUUAUUCAGCACUGCCCUACAAACGGUGAUCCAAAUUAUGACAUCAAGAGAGUUAAACAACCUACUGGUAUUCCGAGAUCCAUGCUGAUGGUCAACCCACAAGGUUCCUAUGCACUACCAAAUGGUUCAGUAGCUGUAUUGAAGCCAAAUGAGGCUGCUUUUGAGAAAGAAAUAGAAGGUUUACCUUCUACCACACGUUCUGUUGGGGAUCUACCACCUGAGCUCCACUGCCCCUUGUGCAAUGAUGUGAUGAAAGAUGCUGUGCUGACAAGCAAGUGCUGUUUUAAAAGUUUUUGUGACAAAUGUAUUAGGGACUAUAUUAUCUCCAAGUCCAUGUGCAUAUGUGGUGCAACAAAUAUUCUUGCAGAUGAUCUUUUACCAAAUAAGACCCUAAGAGAUACUAUUAAUCGUAUAUUGGAGUCAGGCAAUAGUAGUGCUGAAAACGCUGGGAGCACCUUUCAAGUUCAAGAUAUGGAGUCUGCUCGUUGUCCACAACUGAAGCUUCCAUCUCCAACCUCAUCAGCUGCAUCUAAGGGAGAACCAAAGGUUUCACUUGUUCAUGAAGGAAUGACAAAUGUGCCGGAAACUGUUGAUGAUAAAAAAACAGUUUCUGCUCCAGCUCCAUUGCAAACAUCCGAGCAAGUGAAGCCCAGAAUGCCUGAUGUAAGUGAAGCUACACAUGAGUCGAUGAGUGUAAAGGAACCAGCCUCACAAGGGAGUGCUCAGUUGGUUGAGGAGGAAGUCCAGCAAAAAAUGGUUCCUGCCGAGGCAGGAAAGAAGAAAAAAAGGAAGAAAGUCCGUUUGCCUGCAAAUGAUUUUCAGUGGAAAACCCCACACGACCUUGGGGCUGAGAGCUACAUGAUGCCAAUGGGCCCAGCACCUGGUUACAAUUCAUACUGGAAUGGCAUGCAACCUUGUAUGGAAGGAUUUAUGGGACCAUAUGGUGGCCCGAUGCAAAUGAUGGGUUAUGGCCUGGGCCCAUUGGACAUGCCAUUUGCAGGUGGUCUGCCUCAUGAUCCAUUUGGAAUGCAGGGUUACAUGAUGCCUGUUGUUCCACCUCAUAGGGAUCUUGCUGCUGAGUAUGGCAUGGGGAUGAAUGUUCCACCUCCAGUUAUGAGUAGAGAGGAGUUUGAAGCUCGGAAAGCUGAUCGUUGGAGAAAGCGUGAAAAUGAGAAACGGAUUGAUAGGGAUUUCUCCAAAGAUCGAGAUUUUGGUAAGGAAGCGAGCAGUAUUGGGGAUGUUCCUAUGAAAUCAAAAACUAAAUCACUUCCAGCACCUCCAAGUAGUGAGUACCAUCAUCCCCAACCCCAUUGUUACCGUGCGGAACGUGUGUCACCUGAUCGGUCUCCACGUGAGGUGGAGCCUCCACGUCCUAUCAAGAGAAAAGCUGACUAUCAUGUGGAACGGGAACGGGAAUGUGAACGUGACCAUGAUCAUGAUCGUGACCAGAGGGACCACCGUGAUCGAGAAAGAGGCCAUCACCACCAUCGCCACCACCGGUCAGAAUCCUCUUCCUGGAUGUCAUCUGAACCGGUGACCAAAACCUCCUCAACUGCACCAUCAUCUGCAGCUGCAGCUGCAGACCGCAAGCAGAAGGCCAGUGUUUUCUCCCGCAUAAGCUUUCCCGCUGAGGAAGAAAUGGCCAAGAAGAGGAAGAUAUCUGCCUUUCCCACAAAUGAAGCUGCUUCAGCUGGUCCCACUGCCACAUCUUCAGCGCAUCUCAAGGCAGCACCGAAAGGCUACCAUGAAGGCAGGAAGAGCAGCACGAUUUCUGAAUAUGAGUCCAGUGAUGACGAGCGGCAUUUCAAACGGAGGCCAUCAAGGCACAAGUUGUCUACCUAGACUAAAACGCAGCUCUUCAUUUUCUACUUAGGUCCAAUUUGGAUAAAUAACUUAAAUAAGUUCUUUUGGAAGAAGAGUUUAAAUGAUAAGGACUUUUAUUAAUAGUAGUUUAUAAAUAAAUUAUUUUACAUUUGGAUUUUGUUAUAGAAAUACUUAUUUUAAAGUUGUAGCGAUUUGGAUAAAUAAUUCAAAAAAUACAAUUUUUUUACACAA